This is a messenger RNA of Brassica rapa (field mustard), 946 nucleotides long. Its product is annotated as glycine-rich RNA-binding protein 4, mitochondrial. Lineage: Eukaryota; Viridiplantae; Streptophyta; Magnoliopsida; Brassicales; Brassicaceae. The record is from RefSeq and is a predicted model, not a curated record. Gene Ontology annotation, molecular function: RNA binding.
UCAUUGACGCUGCCGCCGCCGCCACUAACGCCGAAACCUGCGGCAACCAAACGAACAGGGCUAAUAACCAAUGAAAAAUAAGAUAAAACUCAUAAAGGUAAGCUAGUUUAAGAGAGGCUUUGUAUUGAUGUUUUGUUUCUUUAAAGGCCCAAAACUUAAUAUCAGAUGGGCUCAGAAACAAUGCUGGUCCGGGCCUUAAGCCCAUACAUGUCCAUAAUAUUACCUUUUAGCAUACCCAUGUAACCCUUUUUCUUUUCGAAUUCAAGCAAGCUAGACUGUUGUUACUCCAUGGAGAAAUGGUACUAAACCCAAUUAUCAAAGCGAAAUUAAAAAAAGUUCAUCACUUUGAUCAUCAUGAGGUAUGGUAUUGAGAUGCUUGUGAGACGAGUUAUAGCGAUACCUCAACAUUCGAUUCCUUCUAGCUUCCAUGUUCUUCCUCAUUUUUGCUCAUCUUCUUCUGCUUCGCCUAGUUCCAAGCUGUUCAUUGGAGGGUUAUCUUACUCUGUGGACGAACAAUCUCUCAAAGAAGCUUUCUCUUCCUUUGGGAAGGUCGAAGAAGUUAGGAUUGCUUACGACAAGGGAAGUGGGAGGUCAAGAGGGUUCGGUUUUGUUGAUUUUGCAGAGAAAGACGAUGCUCUUUCUGCAAAACACGCCAUGGAUGGAAAGGGAUUAUUUGGUCGGCCAUUGAGGAUAGGUUUUGCACUUCAGAAGGUGCGUGGUGGUCCUGUGGUUGUUCAACGUUUUGGGAAACCUAAUAGCGACAGAGAGAAGAAGGUCUUCAAGUGAUGUCUGCAUCAUCUCAUAGGAUCAACCAAAUGACAAUAGUCAGCAUUGUUUGUAUACGCUCAUGGUUGUCUUUGGUUUAACUUUGUGGUAUCAAAAAGUUGUAGUGUGAAAGACUUUGACUUUAUAAAGAUUUUACACAGAGAAUAAGAGUAGCUUAUGA